GAAAAACAAUCCACGGAAUGAGUCAAUUUUCGAUCUUUCCAAAGCUCCCAUCCAACCUGCAUCACCCGCGACCGAAAUCCAAUCCAUGAUGCUAAACGUGCACGCAGAGCAGCACGAAGUCCGGCCGUCCAUGGAGAUCUUCCGCUUCCAAUCGGUCAGCAGAGACGAGCGCCGGUGGCUGAACCACGAACUUCAGGCGAAGGUAGAGGAGUUGGAGAGCUUUUAUGCGUCUUACAAGCUAAGCACAGCGCGAAGAAGAAACCAAACAGAGGAUUUUGGUGAAUCGGCGAAGUUCGACAGAGACUUGCUGCUGAAGAUGGCGGACGAUUUGGAGCGAAACUUGAAGCUGAGCCAGUCGGAGGUCUCGAAAGGCAGGGCCUAUGAAGAUUAUGCUGCGAGGCGUGGCGCGAAGCUACGGGAGGAAGAGGUGGGGUGGAAGGCGAGUCAGAGGAGGAAGGAGUUGGUGGCUAUGGAGAACAGGUUCGAGGAGAGAUGGGUGGAGUUGAAGACAAAAGGAAGAGAGGGUUCAAGAGUAGAAAACAAGAAGGAAGCAAUUGAUGAUUCCCUCAAGAACCAUAACCUUGAUUCCUCAACCUCAGCAAGAAGUCCUCCUAAAUCCUCUUCCAAGAACAUAAAUCUUGAUUCACCAACGGCCUCGCUGCAAUCUCUUCCAAGCUUUCCCUGCCUCAGUAAAGAAAACAUGAAGCCAUAUGCGAGAUCUAACACGGCUACUAAUUCUACUCCUUCACAAACAAGCAAGAGCGCGGCUAAUCUCGAUGAACUGAAGCAAAGAAUGGAGCAUAGCAAGUCGAGCACAGUCCUGGAGGUUCGAAGUUCUAUAGAUAAGCCAAGUGAGUUAGAAAAUGUUAGUGAGAUCGCGGAGGAUAUGAUGAAUCAACAAGUAUUUAUUACUGAAAAUGAUGGGCUUGAAAGGCAAAUCGCCGAGGAAGAGGCAUUCGUUUCUCACAUUGAGUUGGAUGGCGAAGAACCAAGACCAAGCGAAGAGUCAGGAACUUGUGAUUUCAGCUCGGAAAAGACUGAGAUCUCCCGACACGAAGAGGAAGCAGAUGGUGAAUUGGUGGAUGCUUCCAAGUUGAAUUCUUCUUUGGAUAGUGAGAGGGAAUCAUCCAACCCAGAAGUACAAAAUGCAGGUGAGGCUGCGGAUGCUGCAAGGGCGAGGAAGAAGUGGGUAAUUGCUGAAAAAACUACCCUUGCAACUGGUAAUUCCUUCAAUAAGUUGUUAAAGGAUUUUGUGAAACAAUUCAAGAAGCUCAUAAAGUUAGGGAGGAAAGGCAAAAACACACACAAUGCAGUUAGUGUUGCACUGAAGUUGUCGUCAGAGCAUCUGAAGAAAUCGAGAAACGAUUACUCGGUUCCUGAUCGUAUUGUCGGCCUACACAAUGGCAAGAUCUUCCCCAGAAAAGAUAUAAAGUCGACGAAGGCUGAUCAACUGGAAAGAUUUCCGAAAUGCAAGUUCAUCCACGGGUUGAUGAAGGCCAAAAGAGAACCAAUUUGCGGUAUCUCAUCUCUCUAAUGCAUCAUUCAUUUCAGAAUUUUUACACCACGUUUUGUGUUUCUGUUUCUGCCAUUUCAAGGUAGAAGCCAAUCAAGGCUCAACGAUAAAACUGAGAGCUCAGCUCCACCCAGUAGGUAGGGUUCUUUAAAUUUUAGAUUGCAAGAAAUUUAUGAUUUGGUAGAUUCAUAAAGAAAAAGAUGCAUAGCAUGGAAGUUUUCGU
Messenger RNA from Zingiber officinale, 1736 nucleotides. RefSeq lists its product as uncharacterized. NCBI's taxonomy places the organism in Eukaryota, Viridiplantae, Streptophyta, Magnoliopsida, Zingiberales, Zingiberaceae. The coding region runs from base 86 to 1534 and encodes 482 amino acids. The transcript is spliced from 3 exons. The record is from RefSeq and is a predicted model, not a curated record.